This is a messenger RNA of Phragmites australis (common reed), 1013 nucleotides long. Its product is annotated as RING-H2 finger protein ATL70-like. Bases 204 to 719 code for a protein of 171 amino acids. The transcript has a single exon. The record is from RefSeq and is a predicted model, not a curated record. Lineage: Eukaryota; Viridiplantae; Streptophyta; Magnoliopsida; Poales; Poaceae.
ACAAAUCCACACCAAUCAAACACAUAUAAACAACUGAACUAACGCAUUGACCAACUAAACACGCCAUGAUUUUUUUUCUCCCUCUCCCUAAACAUGCCAUGUAAUUUGAUCGCCACAUGCGGCCCCUCCCUGAGCUGAGCAUGCAGAGCUCGCGUUGACGGCGGCAGCAGCAGCAGCAGCAGCUUGAUCGAGCCAAGAAAGCAAUGAGCUCGCCACCGGCGAACGGCGGCGGCAGCCAGUACGGUAUCUUCGGGCCGAGCGGCAUCAACGGGUUCGGCUACGGCGUCGGCGUCUCCAUCGGCGUCCUCCUCAUCGUAUCCACCAUCGCGCUCGCCGUCUACUUCUGCACCCGCACGUUCAUGCCCGUGCCCGCCGCCGCCACCGCACCGGCGCCGCCGCUUCCCGGCCGCGACGUCGAGCAAGGCAUCGACGAGGCGACGCUGGAGGCGUUCCCGGCUGUGGCGUACGCGGAGGCGAGGAAGGCUGCGAGGGGCCGGGAGGCGGCGCAGGCGUGCUGCCCCGUCUGCCUCGAGAAUUACGCGGACAGCGAUGUGCUCCGGGUGCUGCCGGACUGCGGCCACCCGUUCCACCGGGAGUGCGUCGACCCGUGGCUCCGGCAGCGCCCGACGUGCCCCGUCUGCCGGACGUCGCCGCUGCCGAGCCCCGUGCCGACGCCGCUCGCCGAUGUCACGCCGCUGGCGUCCGCAAGGCCAUCGUGAGGGUUCUUGCACUCGUGCCUUCGGUGCUCUCUGCUUCGUUUCUUGUGAUGUUCCGGUGAUCCAUUUCUUUUGUAGAUGACACGGUGUAAUUAGGGAGCGAUCAGUUUAAUUAGGAGUUAGGAAAUUUGUUUUAUCCGGGUGUAAAAUUUGGGUAUAUUUUAGGUCAAUCGAGAGGUUUUGUUUCUGAAUAAUUUGCAAUUCGAUCAUUUUACACCUCUCUGUACAAAUUGUUUGAUGAAUUUGCGUAAAAUUUGCUCAAAACACGAUUUUUUUUAAUCUCAGAUUACAAGAGUG